AUGAGAAAGUUCCCCGAGAGCACUGGUUUCCGGGGGUUGGCAAAGCCAGACUUUUCCAAAAGGGACGAUGUGCUCCUCAAUGGCUUUGGUCGCCCUGACACGCUGAUCCUCGCGCAGGGACACCGUUUCUAUGCGCACUAUGAGGCCUUGAUCCGAUUUGGGGAAGAACGCUUCACAUCAGAAGCAAAAGCGCCAAGCUUAGGACAGAUCCUAGUGCGCUCAAAGUGCUCCGGCACAGAUGUAGGUCAAGACCCUGCAGAGCGCCGAACUGCAGAAGGAGUUCUUGCCUGGCUGCACGCCGUGUACCCUCCGCAGGCAGAAAUCCUGCAUCAUCCUGGAUCUUUUGGUUUGGACUUGGGGAUUUUAACUCUGCUGCUGCCAUUGAUCAGUGCAGAGCGAGAGAAGCAGCUGUCACAGGAGGAUGAUGAGACUGCUUACAAGCGGUUUCGAGAGGAGCACAAUCGAACGAGCACCGGAGAUCAGCUAAGUUACGAGCAACGCCUGGCGAACUUUCGUCGAUUCCGAGCUGCGGUGGAAGAACACAAUGCUCGGCCAGACGUCAGUUGGACAGCGGUCAUUAACCGGUUUGCAGACUACAGCGAAGCCGAAUACAGAGCUCUGUUGGGCCAGAGGCGAACCUGGCGACCAGAAGUCAAAGCAGGACAGGACCAUUACUGUAUCAUGUAA
Messenger RNA from Cladocopium goreaui, 687 nucleotides. NCBI's taxonomy places the organism in Eukaryota, Dinophyceae, Suessiales, Symbiodiniaceae. The record is from the annotation of a GenBank genome assembly.